ACUCACGCAGUCAAAUAAUGGAAUUUUUUUGGACUUUCGCAGCUCGAUAGCACAGCACGGAGAAGAGAGGAAGGGGGUUUUGCCGAUCGGCGAAAUAAUGAGGAAGAGGAAAACUCCCACUUCCCGUGCUAAAGCAAGUCGCCAGCGGCCACCAGCAGCGGCGGCGGUGGCGGCAAUGAUGAAGAGGUCGAUUCCCGCCGGCGAUCUCUCUCUCCAUCUCGAAAGAAUGCCUCGUUUCCCGCUUCACCCGCUCUCCGCUCCUCCUCCUACCGCUCCUUCUCGCUUCCAGAGGAAGCUUCUGGAAGUUUUGGAAGGCUGCGAUGCUCUUUCCUCUGUCGAUGAUGGCGGGGAGGACGUCGCGGUGGAUAGGGAUUGCAUCCUGAGCCAAGAUUUUUUCUGUACUCCGGAUUAUAUUACUCCAGAAAUACCGAAUAAUUUGAACCCGAAUAAGGAGAACAUUGCUUGCCCCAAAUCCCCUGAAAAAUCGAUUAGGAACAAGAGACAUAGGCAAGUUUGUACUUCAUGCACUUUGUCAUCCACCAAUGUUCAACUCCAUGAAGAGGAUGCUGAACUCAAGUUCGAUGAAUUUGGCUCAGAUGAUAUUGGUGAAAAGAAACAACGUUAUGUUUCUCAAUCUGCAGUAGCUUUGCGCUACCGAGUUAUGCCUCCUCCUUGCAUCAGGAAUCCAUAUCUAAUUGAGAAUUCAUCAAAUGCACUUGAUGUUUUCGGGGAUCGGAUAGCAAAAAUGACAGGUUUCUCCCCAUCAAUUGGUGGAGAUAACAUUUCACGUUACCGCACAGAUUUCCAUGAAGUAGAGCAAAUUGGCAGUGGAAAUUUUAGCCAUGUUUUCAAAGCGUUAAAGCGAAUAGACGGUUGUCUUUAUGCUGUGAAGCAUAGUAUAAAGCAAUUCCAUAAUGACAUGGAAAGGAAGUAUGCAUUGAGGGAAGUUCAAGCUCUAGCAGCCUUAGGUUAUCAUGCUAAUAUUGUUGGAUAUCAUACUUCUUGGUUUGAAAAUGACAAACUUUAUAUUCAAAUGGAACUUUGUGACCAUAGCCUAUCGAAAGGCCACAUACCAACGAGUGGAGAUGUACUCGAAGUUUUAUAUCAGAUGGCUACUGCACUGAAUUUUAUGCAUGAGCGAGGCAUAGCCCAUAUGGAUGUGAAGCCUGAGAAUAUUUAUGUGAAAAAUGGUGUUUAUAAGCUUGGAGAUUUUGGAUGUGCAAUUCUUACUGAUAAGAGUUUGCCGAUUGAAGAAGGAGACUCAAGGUAUAUGCCUCAGGAAAUACUCAAGGAUAAAUAUGAGCAUCUUGAUAAAGUUGAUAUAUUUUCUUUGGGAGCAGCCAUAUAUGAACUUGUUAAAGGUUCACCCCUUCCUGAAUCCGGUCCUCUGUUCUGUAAUCUUAGAGAGGGCAAGAUACCCUUGCUUCCUGGCUAUUCCAUGCAAUUUCAGAGCGUUCUGAAGGCUAUGAUGGAUCCUGAUCCAUUGAAGAGGCCUUCUGCAAGAGAGAUAAUGGAGAAUCCCAUCUUUGAGAGAGUGAAGAAAACUACUACCUCAAGAAAGGAAUAAGAACAAUUUUGGUCUAGUUUUUGAAAUUUGGGGAGCUGGGGUUUUAAGAAAGGUUUUCAUGUAUCAAUUAUAUCUUUUUGUUAAUGACUCAGCUCCCAUUAUCUUGUUAUUGCAAAGAUGUUCAGUGAUCGAUUAA
This is a messenger RNA of Dendrobium catenatum, 1703 nucleotides long. RefSeq names its product wee1-like protein kinase. Bases 98 to 1567 code for a protein of 489 amino acids. Gene Ontology annotation, biological process: protein phosphorylation. The transcript is spliced from 10 exons. The record is from RefSeq and is a predicted model, not a curated record. Gene Ontology annotation, molecular function: protein kinase activity; ATP binding. Lineage: Eukaryota; Viridiplantae; Streptophyta; Magnoliopsida; Asparagales; Orchidaceae.